GUGUGAGGGAGAAAGUGUGUGUGUGUGUGUGUGUCCGUGCGAGUGUGUGUCCGUGCGAGUGUGUGAAUGUCUGUGCGUGUUCCUGACUUGAGAGAGCCCAUGCCAGGGGAUUAUGCCUGUGAGAGUUGUUCAGCAGCAUGAUGUAAACAUCACCAGCUGUGGAUUACCAGCAAAGGGACAUGUGGCGACGUCGGCCUCCCUCCCCAAUUCGGCCGCAUCCCCUGGCCGGCUUCCUGUACAGUAGCCAUGAGAUUGUCCUGCGUCGCAACCAUCCAGGAAGCUGGGGGUUCAGCAUAGUCGGGGGCUAUGAGGAAAACCAUAACAACCAAGCGUUUUUCAUCAAGACCAUUGUCCUAGGAACACCCGCGUACUACGACGGACGACUCAAGUGUGGAGAUAUGAUUAUAGCUGUGAACGGCCUGUCGACAGCGGGCAUGAGUCACUCUGCGCUGGUGCCCAUGCUGAAGGAACAGCGGAGCCGGGUGGCACUGACCGUGGUGUCCUGGCCCGGCAGCCUGGCAUAGCUCCCUCUCCUGGCCAAGCCUCAGACUGCGCCCAGACAUUUGUGUUUUUAGAAACAUCAGAAAACAAACAAACAAACAAACAAACAAAAACGCUCCCCAGUGUUUUUCUACACUCUAUCAGGGAGCCACUGUGUUGAAAACUAAGACAUGCGAGUCUCAGAGCCUGAUUUUUUUUUUCACCACUCAAUGCUGAAGAAAAGACAAAGAAAUGAUUAAAAACAAACAAACAAACGAACAAACAUACCAGGCCUUAGUAAACCUGCCACGCCCACGAGGCCACACCCCCAGGAACGCAGCCUUAAGGUCUCUCCAUCACCGUGAUCAGCGGUCUCAUGUAGAGCUGGGGGUUUUUAUAUUUGUAUGUGUGUAUGUGUGUGUGUGGGUGUGUGUGUGCGCGUGUAUGUUAAGCUAUUUGUUUAAAUAAAUCGUUCCCAUAGUGGA
Molecule: messenger RNA, 965 nt
Organism: Clupea harengus (Atlantic herring)
Lineage: Eukaryota; Metazoa; Chordata; Actinopteri; Clupeiformes; Clupeidae
Gene: lnx2a
Product: ligand of Numb protein X 2-like
Exons: 3
Coding region: 180-524 (114 amino acids)
Molecular function (GO): ubiquitin-protein transferase activity; metal ion binding; protein binding
Source: RefSeq, a predicted model, not a curated record